AUGGCUCUCGUACCCAUCGCAGGCGCAAUUGCAGGAGCCACAGCUGGCGCCGCCUACCUCGACGCCAAGUUCCACAUCCGCAACGAUCUCAGCACCCUCCGACGAUCAAAAGCAUCACAACGCGAGUUCGAUGCCGCAUGCAAGAAGCACGGAGGUAGAAGCCUCUGGUAUUUUUUCGAAGCGCAAGCACAUCAGCAACCCGAGUCGAGCGAAGCUAUCUGGUCACGAACAGGAUGCUACACCUGGGGAGAGACGUAUGCGAACGCAUGCCGAUACGCGCAAUACUUCCUACAAAAUGGCGUGAAGCCUGGAGAGCUGGUGUCGCUCUACUUGACGAACCAGCCUGACUUCAUGUUCGCGCAUCUGGGAUCGUGGGGUGUAGGAUCGGCGCCAGCCCUCAUCAACCACCAUUUGGCAGGAGAUGCCCUAGUACAUUGUCUGAAAGUUGCAGGCGGUAAACUGCUGCUCGUAGACGAGGAAUCGGAAGCGCAGGCACGGAUAGAAGCAGUUCGUGACAGGAUUGAGGGAGAGCUGGGAAUGACCAUAAGGAUACUGGACAAGCACACGAAGGGCGAGAUUCUGCGCAUGGAGCCAAAGAGACCCGAGGACGAAUAUCGCGCUGGUGUGACGGGCACAUUCCCCAUAUUCCUUUUCUACACGAGUGGUACGACUGGACAUCCCAAAGCGUGCCCAUUUGAGACACAGAGGGCUGGCGUUAUUGCAGUGGGGCGAACGAAGGACCUAGGCAUGAGACCUGGACCGAGUGGCGAUCGGUGGUAUGUUCCUAUGCCGCUAUACCACGGCACGGGGGGCACAACAGCAUUAUCUUGCAUGCUUUCUGGUGUGACACUCUGCAUUGGGAAGAAGUUCUCGACAUCGAAGUUCUGGACCGACGUCCGCGACUCACGAUCGACCGCAUUCGUUUACGUUGGAGAAACCGCACGAUAUCUCCUCGCGAACCCUCCAAGUCCUCUGGAUAAGCAGCACAACGUCAAGGUCAUGUUUGGGAACGGCAUGAGACCGGAUGUAUGGCAUCGUUUCGUGGAGCGGUUUGGCAUAGAGACGGUGGCCGAAUUCUUUAAUAGUACAGAAGGUGUUCUGUCGCUGAUGAACAUUUGUCGUGGACCUUUCCAGGCCACUGCAGUCGGCCACCAAGGUGCGAUCAUGCGAAGGAAGACGUACGAUAUCUACAUCCCGGUGGAGAUAGACUUCGAGACGAACGCAAUCUACCGGGAUUCGAAGACCGGAUUCGCCAAGAGAAAACCGUACGAAGAGGGCGGUGAAAUUUUGGUGAGGCUGCCGAACGAGGCGGCCUUUGUCGGAUACUACAAGAAUCCCGAAGCGACGAACAAGAUGUUCGUGCGGAACGUUUUCAAAAAGGGCGAUCUGUUUUACCGCACAGGAGAUGCACUUCGACGAGACGAGGACGGCCGAUGGUUCUUCCUCGACCGGUUAGGCGAUACUUUCCGCUGGAAGUCCGAGAACGUUAGCACUGCCGAGGUCAGCGAAGUACUAGGCCACUUCCCAGGUGUUGUCGAAGCGAACGUUUACGGCGUCCAAGUACCGGGACACGACGGGCGCGCCGGCUGUGCAGCAAUUUACAUCGACCCUGCUUUGCUGCCGAAGUUUGACUUCAACGCUCUCCUCGCGCACUCACGCGCGAAACUGCCCAAAUACGCUGUUCCAGUCUUCCUUCGGGUGCUGAACGACAUCACCACCAUGCACAAUAACAAGCAAAACAAGGUGCCGCUACGGAACGAUGGUAUUGAUCUGAGGAAACUGCAAGAGAGGAAAGAUAUGGAGAGCGCGAAAGCUGGUUUGGCAAAAGACAGUAUCAGGUACGACACUAUCUAUUGGAAUCCUUCUGCGUUGAAUAAUGUGAAAGGAGCAAGCAAUGACGAUGAUGGGUUCGUUGUGUAUACGUUGGAGGAUUGGGACUACCUGCAAAACAGUGUGCCUAGUAAUCCUAAGAUAUAG
Molecule: messenger RNA, 1977 nt
Organism: Didymosphaeria variabile
Lineage: Eukaryota; Fungi; Ascomycota; Dothideomycetes; Pleosporales; Didymosphaeriaceae
Exons: 4
Coding region: 1-1977 (658 amino acids)
Molecular function (GO): long-chain fatty acid transmembrane transporter activity; long-chain fatty acid-CoA ligase activity
Source: RefSeq, a predicted model, not a curated record